ACACGAGACGAGGAGGUUGUGUCAUUUUGUUUAAAGAAAACAUCGCGAUCUUCGGAAACUAUGGAUGUAGAAAAAAAAAUAACAAAUGAAUGGUAAUAAAUAUGUGCUAUAAAUAUAAAGUGCAAGGUGAUUGUAAUCAGUAGUGUCAAGUAUGGUCGCGGGACCAAUUAAAAGAGAUAAACGUGCAUGGAACCAGUUGAAGACUGCUCUGUUUUUGCAUCUUUUGUUUACUUUACUACAGGCGACUAAAGCCCAAAGCCGGGCGCCGCGUAUCAAGGAACAUCCGGCCGAUACGGUGGUCGGGAGGAGUGAACCUGCUACCCUUCGCUGCGUAGCUGAGGGCAAACCCAAACCAACGAUACUGUGGUACAAAGACGCUGUACCUCUUACGGCUACAGAUCAUCCCCAUAGGGUAUUACUUGAAGAUGGACUUUUGUUUCUCAGAGUCAUGCGAGGGAAAAAGGAGAGUGACGAAGGAGUGUAUUGGUGCGUUGCACGUAAUUCUGUCGGGGAAGCAGUUAGCAAAAAUGCAACCCUCACUAUAGCCGUCCUUCGAGAUGAAUUUAGGGCUGAACCUCGGGAUGUGAAGGUAGCUGGCGGAGAACCGGCUACAUUAGAAUGUUCUGCACCCAGAGGAAACCCAGAACCCUCAGUGCAUUGGACAAAAGAUGGACAAACGUUAGAUGCUGAAGUUAAUGGACGAAUCACAAUCGUUGAUGGAGGAAAUUUAAAUGUAUUGGAAAGCCUGCCCUCGGAUAGCGGCGUGUACCGGUGUGUGGCGUCUAACGUUGCAGGGGAAAGACAAUCGCGCCCCGCGACCCUGCUCGUGUUGCGCCGACCACAUUUCAUCGUGAAACCUAAUAACGUAACGGCAUUGAUUGGACAGAAUGUUGAGUUUCAUUGCCAAGUCUCGCCAGAUUCGGACGUCUCGGUCACGUGGUCCCGUGACAAAGGCGGUUUAUCUCCAUACGCCAUAAUUCGUCGCGGCUCGUUACGAAUUGACAGAGUUGUAACUUCGGACGCUGGUGCAUAUACAUGUCGGGCUGAGAGUCAAGCUGGAACUAGCAGCGCGAGCGCUAUCCUUACAGUCAACUCAUUACCACACUUCACACGAGUGCCUGCCGAUCAAACUGCAUGGGAAGGAGAAUCGGUGUCCUUUCCUUGUGAAGCUGAAGGUACGCCUACUCCUGUGGUUUUUUGGACAAUGGAAGGAUCUCAGGAAUUGAUAUUUCCAAAUUCAAUGCAUAGCAGCGGUUCUUUGUAUUUAGAGCGAGUGUUUGCACAACACGCUGGCAGGCUAACCUGUGUAGCUGUCAGUGCAGCGGGCAGCACUUUACAUACAGUGACAUUACAAGUACUAAGAAGAGAAGCAAAUUCCUUUAAUGGAAAAUCCGAAACAUCGUCACCUUAUCCCGAAAUAAAUAAGCCCCAAAACCAUCCGCCGAUGACGCAGUACGAAUUAGUACAAGCUCGAAGAUAUUUACAACAAGAUGUUUUAACAUUACGAAGAGUGGAAGGAAUGUCAGCCACAACAAUAAAAGUUGUGUGGGACGUAAUGACAGAUUACAACGAAUAUUUAGAAGGUGUAAAAAUAUGGUUUAACGGAUCGUCAAUUAAUAGAAAAUUCGCUCUUGAAAUUCAGAAUCAACAUUUAAAUGAAACAGUCGAUAGUCUGACGGAACUUUCGAAAUUUGAUAAUUUUUCUAUGACUACGGUUCACAAUAGUGGAUCGUCGAGUCAUAUUCUAACAGGUUUGAUGCCAUACGCUCAAUAUAACGUAUUUUUGAUGCCCUUUUACAAGUUAUUACUUGGUAAACCGUCCAAUAUGAAGUCUGGUUUUACUGAAGAAGAUGUACCGUCAGCUCCCCCACACAGUGUAACAGCUUCAGUGAUAAAUACAACUUCGGCGUGGAUCCGUUGGGAUCCGCCUCCAGUUCAUAGUUGGAAUGGAGAACUUUCUGGCUAUUUGAUCGAAGUUCGAGUAGGAGGAGGUACUAACGGCCGAGUGGUUGGUCAAAUGUCUCUGGGCGCACGCACUCGCGCGGCGACGGCCAGCUCUCUUCGCGCGGGCGGCCGGUAUAGUGCCCGUGCCGCAGCCGUUACGAGGAAAGGACACGGACCUUUUAGUGCACCUGCCCUCAUACAUAUGCUGCCUACACAGUCCCAGAGACAUUACGUACAAACUGAACCAGCGAGAGAUAAAGCAUUACUAACGAUGUUCCAUGAAUCUUGGAUAUUAGCGAUAUGUAUUCUGUUGUUGACGUUAGUUCUUGUUGGCGCGGGAAUAAUAUUUUAUCUGCGUAGAAAACAGUUGAAACAAAGGAAGAGUCAAAGUACUGUAGGCACGCCGAUUGCUAAUGCACAGCAAUGUUUGUUGGGUAAAGAAGCAGUAUGGCUUCGCGAAAGGCCAAUGUUUGAAGGCUCUAAUGAACCACGAAUUGAAAUAUUGAACUGCCAUCAAAGUCUAAUACACGGCGGUCAUACAAUAGAUACUAUGGCUAUGGAAGCCGAAUAUAGUCUUCCACAACAUGCAAGUAAUUUAAAAAAUAUAGUUCACGAAGAACGUCGAAUAGCUCCUGAACCUUACGCCUCUAGUGCUAUUUAUACUGAACUAAACUAUCAGGAUCAUACAGACGCUGAGGAUUCAUGCAUUAAGUGUGCAGUGAGUCCGGGAUCAUACGAUAACAGUAUGGUCAGAUCAUUCGCUGAUAGUAAUCAAUACUCGAAUGAAGAGUGUUCAACAUGUUGUCGUAGUAGUAGUUCGACUUUAACUAAAGACUAUAGUGAAAUGACAAAAUGUGGAAACGAAGUUGAUGAAAUACAAGAGAUACCAGUAGAUGAAUGUCCGUCGUGUAAAACAAAUCAAUCUAGAUCUUCAAGUCAUCAUGGUGGGAACAAAGAAUGGGCGACCGUCGCAGAUGUUGAAUACGACUAUCCACAAUGGCAUUGGUUAGGAAGAGCUAAUAGUUUUAGACAUAUCGGAACUGAUACGAGACAUUUAACGCAUGGUGGAAGAAGCGAUCAAAAUUGUAGAUUGAAUUUAUGCGAUAUUCUUCCUCCUCCACCAUAUGAAAGAGAACCUGGAUACGGCGAUUUGAACACAUUUCCGAGUCAUUCUGGAGCUUCGGGUUGUUCUGGACAAACAUAUAGAAGUUAAUUUCCAACAGAAAUUUACGUUGUGAGCAAAUAUCAUUAGUACGUAAC
Messenger RNA from Papilio machaon (common yellow swallowtail), 3204 nucleotides. Its product is annotated as roundabout homolog 3. The transcript is spliced from 17 exons. NCBI's taxonomy places the organism in Eukaryota, Metazoa, Arthropoda, Insecta, Lepidoptera, Papilionidae. Gene Ontology annotation, molecular function: cell-cell adhesion mediator activity. The coding region runs from base 152 to 3157 and encodes 1001 amino acids. Gene Ontology annotation, biological process: homophilic cell-cell adhesion; dendrite self-avoidance; axon guidance. The record is from RefSeq and is a predicted model, not a curated record. Gene Ontology annotation, cellular component: plasma membrane; axon.